This is a messenger RNA of Rhagoletis pomonella (apple maggot), 2541 nucleotides long. RefSeq lists its product as uncharacterized. The coding region runs from base 1 to 2541 and encodes 846 amino acids. The transcript is spliced from 4 exons. The record is from RefSeq and is a predicted model, not a curated record. Lineage: Eukaryota; Metazoa; Arthropoda; Insecta; Diptera; Tephritidae.
AUGGAAACUCUUGCGAAGAGCAUACGUGAAUUCGCUUAUGACCCUGAGGAAGGUCAAACUUUUGCCAAAUGGUACGUGCGGUAUGAGGAUAAUUUUAAUGUGGAAGCUGCGUCACUGGAUGAUGCCGCAAAAGUGCGCUUGCUCCUAAGGAAGUUCAGUAUUAGGGUAAAAUGCAUACAGAAUGUGCGUAUGAAUGACGAAGAAGUUAUAACAUAUGCAGCCCGAGUCAAUAGGUUAUGUGAAAAUUUUAAUCUUCGGGAUUGUACGGGUAAUAAUUUUAAAUGUCUAAUGUUCGUUCACGGCAUGCAAUCGGCAUCUGACGAAGAUCUGCGCGCGAGACUUCUAUCUUUGCUGGACUCGGAAACUAGUGAAAGACCUUUAACAAUCGAUAAUUUAGUAGCAGAAAUACAGCGUAUUAAGAACUUAAAAAAUGAUGCACUCGUAUGUGCUAACCCAACGAAAGUUCAAGCGGUUUCAGAACACAAGCAAGCGAAAGUCGAUACUAAGGCAUUGCCAAGCAGACCUUGCUGGCAAUGUGGUCGUAUUCAUUUUGUUCGUGAGUGUAGCUUUACCAGCCAUAAAUGCACGCAAUGUGGUAAAGUGGGUCACAAAGGUUAUUGUUCAUGCUUUUCGGAACGGAAACCGGCGAUGGCGAAACGUAACGAGACAAAGAAAAAGAGUAGGAAGCGGAUAUUUAUUAGAAGCGUAUUUACAGCGUGUGAAAAUGGUUCUCACAACCGUCGUUUUGUGACCAUAGAGAUUAAUGGCGUGGGUCUCCAACUCCAACACGAUACUAGUUCGGACGUAACCAUUAUUUCCACGCAGAAUUGGAAAAGAAUCGGCAGUCCUUCAUUGCGCUCAUGUCAGAAAUCAUUUCGUGAUGCUUCGGCAAAUCAAAUUUCGAUUGCUGGAGAAUUUGAGGCAGACAUUGUAAUGAAAGGAAAGAAAAAGCAAGCAACAAUCACUGUGUCACCUAACCUUAAUUUAUUAGGCACAGACAUUAUCUCGCUUUUUGAGUUAUGGGACACUCGCAUAACAGAAUACACGUCAUGCAGGAACGUUCAAACCAGCAGUAAAUUAACACAACCAAAUUUGCUUUCGGUGUUUCCGAGUAUAUUUAGAGACGAAAUUGGUCACUUCACGGCACAAAAAGUUCACCUACAACUUAAACCACAAGCAGUUCCUGUGUUCCGUCCCAAAAGAUCGAUUGCGUACGCAGCUCGCGACCAAGUUGAAAGAGAACUGAAAAGAUUAGAAGAUGAGGGUAUUAUAUCUCCAAUCAACUUUUCAAAAUGGUCAGCACCAAUCGUAGUGGUAAAAAAAGCAUCAGGCGAUGUGCGCAUAUGUGGAGAUUAUUCCACAGGUCUCAACGAUCAGCUUGAACCUCACACUUUUCCACUACCACUUCCAGACGAAAUAUUUGUUAAUUUCAACGGCUGCUCAUAUUUUUCUAUAGUGGAUCUCAACAACGCGUACAUGCAGAUAGAAGUUGAUGAAGAUACCAAGAAACUUUUAGUGAUCAACACGCAUCGAGGGUUAUACACAUUCAAUCGUUUAGCACCAGGAGUUAAAUCUGCACCCGGGGCAUUUCAACAAGUUAUGGAAUCACUUCUAUCGGGAAUUCCUGGAGUGUUCCCGUACUUAGACGAUGUUGUUAUAGCCACUAAAAGUAAAGAGCAAAACAUUAACGCAGUGAUUCAGAUAUUCGAACGUUUUAAGUUACACAACAUCACUGUCAACUUCAACAAGUGGAAGUUUUUUCAGAAGUCCUGUACUUAUCUGGGUUAUCACAUCGAUAAAAAUGGAAUUAGCCCAGAUAAGAGCAAAAUUAACAAAAUUUUGGAACUACCGCCUCCGAAAGAUGUAAGCGAGCUUCGAACAUUUUUAGGCGCUAUAAACUACUACGAGUAUAUACCUACGAGGGAAUUCGGGGCUGCAGAUAUACUAUCGCGUCUCAUCAGAAACACCACAAGGCCUAACGAAGAUACGAUCAUCGCUUGCUGUCAACUAGAGCGUGAAGUGAAACAAAUUGCAGUCGAAGCCGUAGAGAAUUUACCAGUAACGUUCCAGAUGAUCCAAAAUGCAACGUUGAAGGACAAAGUUUUACAAGAAUUCAUCUCAUACUUGAAGAAUGGUAAGUGGCCGAAUACGAUAACCGACGAUUUACGCAGCUAUUAUAUACAUAGAGACGCUUUGGGUAUAGUCGAAAAUUGCAUUAUGCUCAAAGAUCGAUUGGUUAUACCUUACUGUUUCCGCAAACGUAUCUUACAACAAUUGCAUAAAGGUCAUCAAGGAAUCGAGCGAACAAAAUCACUAGCUCGGAGUUACGUUUACUGGCCGGGACUGGAUGAAGAGAUUAAGCGAUUUGUUCAAGGAAGUGGGAAAUGCGCUGCUAUUGCAAAGACGUGGCCGAAAACGACUCUUUCUUCAUGGUCAAUAGCAGAACAUCCAAUGCAACGCGUUCAUAUCGACAUUGCUGGUCCGCUAACACUCACCAAUCUCUCCCGCGAUGUAUGCGCUUGCAUCCAGGAAGAUCAGUAG